Molecule: messenger RNA, 6467 nt
Organism: Brassica rapa (field mustard)
Lineage: Eukaryota; Viridiplantae; Streptophyta; Magnoliopsida; Brassicales; Brassicaceae
Product: class V chitinase
Biological process (GO): carbohydrate metabolic process; chitin catabolic process
Cellular component (GO): extracellular region
Molecular function (GO): chitinase activity; chitin binding
Source: RefSeq, a predicted model, not a curated record
AGCAGCUUCACCAGACGCAAACUAUCUAUGAGUGAAGGUGCGAUUUUGUGAUCCGGCAGAUCAAACGUUCUGAUUUGAGUUCCAUUUAUAAGUUUUCUUUCAUUUAUAUCUUGAAGUGCUUACGAAUAUGAGCCUAACAUUCUUCCUCUCUUGAAGUUAGAGGUGGCCCAUAAGUAAAAAAUGGGAAUUCAUUCAUCAAUACAUUUCAGAUGAGUUUCGACAAGCUUGCAAGGAGAGCAUGUAACAUUAUCUCCUCCGUUUUCAUUCAACGCAGAAGCAUCUACAUUUCGACCCUCUUGAGCAACGAAAAGGUACAUACUCAUAUUUACAUACCUGUCAUACAUCACAAGUCCACAACUCUUAUAUGGAGAAUUAGCAAAAUGUGUAUCCAGUUUGCUUGGGGUGAGAACAAAUCCUAGAGAUAUGCAUCCACAAGACGAGGCAAAAAACGCUAUGGAUGCAUUCUCUAAAGCCUCUUACUUUGGUUAAACGGUUAGAAAUAGCUAAAGAUGCAGCCAGAGGUCUUGUGAACCUUAGUACAAAACAAAGUGUUACAAUCUAUGUUCCUACCAUUUUGAGGUAUCUGAUUUUGUUGGUUUAUGAUUGUUUUGUGUAGGAUUCGAGUAUCUUCACACCUGGUAUGUUCAAGCAGUCACACAAGUAAAAUAUUACUUGAUAAACACAUGAGGGUUAAUGUUUCAUAUUUCGGUUUGUCUAAGCUGGCAGUUAACGGAACUUCACAUGUCUUAGUGUUGUAUGUGUCACAAUUGGAUAUCUCUCGAGCCGAGUAAGCUAGACGCACAAUGUUUAUUUUUGACACUAACAUAAUGUUUUCUUUUUUAAGUUCUUGACACAAAAAAAGUUCCUACCAUGUUUCACACAUUUGGCAAACCCUCGAACGUAGAUCAUAAUUUCCUGCCACAGUUUAUUUGUCAAUCCCUUCCAAAUCUGCUGAGUAUACGAGCGUCUUCUGAAGAGGUGUUCUCGAGUUUCCAUAUGACUUGAGCACAAGACGUAGUGAGCUACAAUGUUGUUGUUUUCUUUUUAAAAACUUUGUUUCUGCCAAGAGACAACUAGCUAAACAUCAUAAAUGGUUCCUAAUGAAGCUAUGCAACCUUUUAAGCAAAUUAAAAUUUUGUCUUCUUCAUUUGAAGCACAUGCAGCUAUAAUAAGCCGCCAUGCACGUUUACGUAAACAACAAAUAAAAUAUAUUGUCCAACUACUUCCAUUCAUAUUUAAAUAAAUCCACUUACUAAACCAAUUUUUUUUUUCAAGAUAUUCACAAUACAAUCACACAUUAUUAAAAAAUAUAACUCAACUUCAAAGGGUAACCACAUUCUAGGUGUUCAAUUCAGAUUCCGGUUCUGUCUCAGUUAGGUUUUUUCGGUUUUCUGGUAUUUAAGUUUAUAAAAAAAUCUAUCAUACUAAAACAAUAUCUAAUUCGGUCUGGUUCGGUUUAUACACCAUCGGUUAUUGGUUUGUUUGGGUUUAUACCAAAAAAACAUAAAUAUAUUUAUCUUUAGUAAUAUUCUUUUGUGAAUUUACUUUAUAUGAGUAGAUAUUGGUUUUAAUAAAACAUGAAGAUAUUUUGGGUUUUAGAUAGAAUAUUUUUAUUUUUUUAUUUUACUAUUUAAAAUAAUUAUUAAACAUAUUAAGUUAAUAAUAAUAAUAUUUUUAUAGAAUAAAAAUAAGAAAAUUAGUGAUCUAUAAUAUUAUUAAAUAAAAAAUAUUAUAUAUUUUUCAACAAAAAGGUAAAAAUUAUGUUUUGUUUAAUUUGAUAAAAAGAUUGGAAAAGAUUAACUUAAAACAAAAUAUUAAAUUACUAAAAUCAACAUUUUAAUUAUGAAGAUCAUAUCUAUAAAAUAAAUUAUGUAUAUAUUAUUAAUUAUAUUUAUGUAACUUACAUAUAACUAUACUACUAUUAAUUAGUCGGUUUAUUCAGUUUGCUCAGUUAUAUACCAUAUCAUAUCUAUAUACCAUGUUUUUUUUUAAAGUAACAUUCAUUCGGUAUAUUCGGUAUUACCAAACGUAAACCUCUUUUUCUAUUUUGAUUCGAUUUGGUUUUAGUUGGUUUCAUUGAAUACCCCUACCAUGUUCCCAGCAUAUACUCUCCCUUAUCCACAACUAGCACCACCUCGAGGCGAGUAUUAGUUACUAAAUAAAAAUAAAUAAACUUUAACACUAGCAGCUCCAAUAGUUAAUUUACAAUAAAAAAAAUUAUAUUCAACAACAAAGUUCACAAUAAAAUUGUAUAAAUGAUAAAAAUCCCGCGCGAAGCGCGGGCAAACCACUAGUUAAUAAUAUUGAUGACUAAUUAUUAAAAUGUGAACCGAUUAAUUAUUAGAUCAAUAGACAUUGAUAAUGAAACUGCUGGAUAUAUAGCAUAUACUACUCCCUCUAUUUAAUAAUAGUUCAUAUUUGAAUUUUUCACACUGAUUAAUAAAAUACAAAUUUUUAUUUAAUUUUUUUUUUCAUAAAACAGUAUUAACUAAAGUCAAUUCAAGCAAUAAAAAAAUUACACUGCGAUAAAUGGAUAAAAAUACAAAAUAAUUUUAACCUUUUGCAUAAAAAUUUUAAAUAUCAUUUAACUGAAAAAAAAUACAUGUAAAGCAUCAAUUAAAAAAAAAUGGUAUGAGUAGUCUCUAUUUUUGUAUAACAUAGUCUUUUAAUAUAUGUACAUUCAGAAAAAAAAAUAUAUAUAUAAGAAGACUAAGAAGAAAACCUAGUCUUUUUAUAUAAAGGUUUACGUAUGUGCAUAAUUAGGUAUCGCGAUUGGACAUUUCGUUUAACUAAUUAUUAAAUAUGCUCAUUCCCUGUAAUCUAAUACCUGUAAUUAUUGAAAUGUAAAAUAGCUAAGCCAUAUUGCUCGAUAGACGUAGAUAGAUAAAAUUAUUGAAUAUAUAGUUUACUAAAACCUAGUCUUUUUUUUUUACUAUUUCUCCCGACCGUAGACUAUUUCAAAUUUUGUCAAUUAUAAAUUUCACGUUGAACAUGACAAAUAAAAUUGUCAUAUAUAUAGACUAUUUAUUUUCAGUUAAAUUUUCAUGUUGAACCAUGAAAAUAAAAUUAUUACAAUAUCCUUGUAUCUUUUAUCUUUUCUUUUUUCCUAACAUAUAACUAUUUUACUAUUUUUUCAGUUAAGAAUUUAAGCAUAUUUUUAUCUUUCCUUUCUUAUCCGUAUGUAGACUAUUUUAAUUUUUGUUGUCAAUUAAAUUUUUCAUUUUGAACAUGACAAAUAAAAUUGUGAUAUGUACAGUUUACUAUAACUGCUGUGAACAAACGUUAAACAAAUACGAAAAAGCCUAAAAGUUAUAAGAGCAAAAACAAAUUAAAAUUAAUAUUCAUUUAGGGUUUGUAUAUUAUUAUGUAAAUGAAUGAAUUUAAAAUCUUACAUUCAUAUUUUUUUUCUUUCUUACACUCAUAUUUAUAGUAGUUUUAAAACCUAAUUUCAUUUUCCAUUUAAAAAUACAUACUUAUUCUAAAAAAUUGUUUUUCUAAUCUUAAAAUAUAUACCAUACCAAUGAAUGCUGACAUUUUUACUGCAGCACAGAGAUUUAAAACAUUUCUAGAAUUAACAAUAACCUAGUCAUUUUUUUUUCCUUGUCCUAACCGGAGACUAUUUUAAUUUUAUCAACUGAAAAAUUAAUUCGCGCUAUCAUAUAUUUUUCAACAAAAUUUCAUCAACAACAUGUCAAAUAAUAUUGUUAAAUGUAUAGUCUACUAUUGCCUAGUCAGUCUUUAUCCUUCUCUGAACCGUAGACUAUUUUAACUUUUAUCAAUUGAAAAUAUUAAUUCCUAGCUAUCGUAUAUUUUGUUGACAACAAGAUUAUUGAUUAACUAAAAUUAUUCAAAAAUUAUCUAACAAUUUAAGUCAAUUAUUCGGACUCGUAUACUUGGAUCUAAGAUAAAUUAAGAAUAUUAAAUUGUUUCUUUAAUCAUUUAAAAUUCUGCAAAUACAUUGAGAAAACUGGCCAAUCUAUUGGUAUAGUUGUCCUUUUCAAAAAUUUCGAGCAAUCUAUCAAAAACACCAUCGUGGUCUUUUACUCCUAGCGAGAUUAUGCAAGUUAUGCCGAUUAGUAGUUCUAAUCCGAUUAAUAGGAAUUAAUGCUUUUGGGUAAAUUCCUUCCAUAAAACAUAUAUUAUAUGUACUUACAAAAGUAUAUUAUAAUUUUUUUUUUCUAAAUAAUUUAUGUUUUCUUUCAAAAUCCACCAGCAUAAUAUCGAUAUGGUGUGAUCACUGUAUGUGUGAUCACUGUUUAUACUAGCUAGGAUGCUCGUCUGCAGCCCCCUCCAAAGCUAUCAUGAUUUUUCUUUUGUUAAACUGUAAAGGGCAUUCAAUUAACUAAAAGGUUGCGUGAUGUGGCCAUUUAAACCACAUAGUUUGAUAAAGUAGCAAGCAAUACAGUUUCAUGUUGAACAUGACAAAUGAAUUUGGUAUAUAAUGUAAGUAUGUAUUGUAAACUCGUACUAUAUCUUUCUUCUCUUAUCCAUAUAGUUUAUUUAUUUUUUUAUCAACUAAUUUUUUUCAUUUUGAACAAGACAAAUGAAUUUGUUAGGAAGAUGACAAAAUGACUUUGUUAGAUGUAUAGUCUACUAUAUAGCCUAGUCUUUCUUUAUCCGUAUAAUAAGUUCUUAACCAUAGACUUUUUUUAAUAAAAAACCAUAGACUAUUUUUGUUUUUUAUCAACUGAAAAUUCGUUUUGAAGCUAUCAUUUUUUUUUUUUUACAUCAGCUUAAUUGAAAUUAUCUAACACUUAAAGGUAAUUUAUUUGAAUUCAUAUACUUGAAAUAUAAGAUAAAGAAUCUCCCAUAAAUUAUCCGUCAACAUAAUAUGUAUAUAUGGUGUGAUCACUGUUUAUAGUAGGAUAUCCUAUAUAACAUGUAAAUAUAAAUACGUCACUCACAUCAUCAGAAGAGGUUUUAGCUUUUGAAAGACUAAUUGUUGAAUAUUUUUUCAUGAAGGGGCAAUUAGCCAAUAACAAAAUCAUAUUCAAUGGUAAUACUAUAUAUAACUUUAAUUUUUUGAAAACCCUUAUAAAUAGGCAACCAAACUAUCCUCUAUUUUAUCACAUUACAAAACACAAGAAACAAACAAACACACAAAGCAUUUUGCUAAAGACCCUCUCGACCAAAAUGUCUGUUGAGAUGCUCCGAUCCUCCCCCCUGGUGAAAGCUUCAUACUAUUACCUGAAUUCGGGAAAAAAAUUCGACACCACAACCAUUGACUCAACUGUCUUCACUCACCUUUUCUGGGCCUUUGCUCAAAUCGACCGUAGUAGCCACAAAGUCGAUAUCUCCACCAUUAACCUGCCCCAAUUCUACAAGUUCACAGAAAACGACGAAGCGACGACAAACAAGUUGCAAUACCUCUUGUCGAUAGGCGGUAAAAACGCAGAAAAAAUCUUGUUUGAUUCCAUGACAAGGACACUCGAAAACCGGAAAGCGUUCAUUGAUUCUUCUAUCAGUGUCGCUAGAGAGUACGGUUUCCACGGGCUCGAUCUUGCUUGGGAAUAUCCGAGCAAUAUAGUGGAGAUGGCCAACUUCAAGAAACUUAUUGAAGAAUGGCGUGUAGCGGUUGAGAAAGAGUCGGAGAAUACCGGUCUACUUCCUUUGCUGUUAACCGCUGCGGUUCACUACUCCCCCGAUUACAACUCCGUGCAAUACCCGGUUCAGGCCAUUGCCGAUAAUUUGGAUUUUGUUAACAUAAUGUCUUAUGACUUUUAUGGACCGGCUUGGUCCGAUGUUACCGGACCACCUGCUGCUCUGUAUGAUCCUUCAAACCCGGCAGGUAUUAGCGGUGACUCCGGGUUGCGUAAGUGGCUUGACGCUAACCUUCCGGCUAAAAAGGCAGUCUUAGGGUUCUCAUACUGUGGUUGGGCCUGGAAACUCGAAGACCCCAAGGCUGAUGGCUAUGAUGCAGCCACUGAUGGAGCGGCGAUAACACCCGACGGUUCUGUGACCUACGAUGAGAUAAAGGACUAUAUUGUGUCUAGCGGAGCAGCGACAUAUCAUGAUCCGGCGGUGGUCGGAUUCUAUUGCCACGCCGGAACCACGUGGAUUGGAUAUGAUGAUAAUCAGAGUAUUGUGUCCAAAGUGAAGUAUGCUAAGCUAAAUGGUCUAAUCGGUUACUUCUCGUGGCAUCUUGCAGCUGACUAUAACGGCGGUCUCUCUCGUGCAGCAUCGCUUGCAUGGGACACUACAGACGCAACCACCGGAAAAUAAAUAAUCUAAGACGAGUUUCCAACCAGGACAAUUAAAGCAUAAAAGAAGUUCGCUUUAUCUUAUUGUGAGAAAUAUAAAGACGUUUGCUUAUUUUGUUUCUUAUGACAAAAAUAAACUUGUAUGUUUUAUCUUUUUCCCUUGUUUUGCCAAGGACAUUUGCGUGUUUCGUGUAAAAAUAAAUAAAACUGUGUGCUUAUAUAUUCUUGUAUAAAAACGUUUGCUUAUAAAUACAGCCAGAGUUUAAG